Myotis daubentonii (Daubenton's bat) is the source of this 2375-nucleotide messenger RNA. It is a transcript of the gene TMEM41A, whose product is annotated as transmembrane protein 41A. NCBI's taxonomy places the organism in Eukaryota, Metazoa, Chordata, Mammalia, Chiroptera, Vespertilionidae. The record is from RefSeq and is a predicted model, not a curated record.
CCCCGCCUCGGUCCGUCGGCGAACGCGGUCCCCGGGCUCCGGCUGCGCGCGGCGCGGUGCAGGCGCUGCCUCCAGGCUCCUCGCAGCCGGCGGGUCCGGGUGCGGGCGCCGAGAUGCGCCCCCUGCUCCGCCUGCUCCUGGUCUUCGUCGGCUGCACCUUCGCCUUGUACUUGCUGUCGACACAGCUGCCCCGCGCGCCGACACGGGGCUCCGCCGAGGACGCUGAAGGCAGGUCCCUGUGGUUCCCCUCCGACUUGGCUGAGCUGCGGGAGCUCUCCGAGGUGCUUCGAGACUACCGGAGGGAGCACCAGGCCUACGUGUUCCUGCUCUUCUGCAGUGCCUACCUCUACAAACAGUGCUUUGCCAUCCCCGGCUCCAGCUUCCUGAACGUUUUAGCCGGUGCUUUGUUCGGGCCAUGGCUGGGGCUUCUGCUGUGCUGUGUGUUGACUUCGGUGGGUGCCACGUGCUGCUACCUGCUUUCCAGUAUGUUUGGCAAACAACUGGUGGUCUCCUACUUUCCUGAUAAAGUGGCCCUGCUGCAGGGCAAGGUGGAGGAGAACAGAAACAGCUUGUUUUUUUUCUUACUGUUUUUGAGACUUUUCCCCAUGACACCAAACUGGUUCUUGAACCUCUCGGCCCCGAUUCUGAACAUCCCCAUUGGGCAGUUCUUCUUCUCUGUGCUUAUCGGUUUGAUCCCCUACAACUUCAUCUGUGUGCAGACAGGCUCCAUCCUGUCCACCCUUACCUCUCUGGAUGCUCUUUUCUCCUGGGAAACUGUCUUUAAGCUGCUGGCCAUCGCUCUGGUGGCCUUAGUUCCUGGAACCCUCAUAAAAAAGUUCAGUCAGAAAGACCUGCAUUUGAACGAAACAAGCAAUGCCAGUCAUCUAAACAGCAGAAAGGCCAUGUGAUCUGGAUUGUUUUGGUUGUGCGUCCCUGGACUCUACUGCUUCUGUGUGUCAUGGGUGCGGUCCUGUACAGCCCCUCCUUGUUUUUUAAUUACCCUCAACGGGUGGCUUGGACAGUAUUCAUCCGGGUGCAGUGUCUCGUCAUGAAGGACACUGUGCUGUAGAAGGUGAGUUACAGCAGGUUCUCAAAGCAGCCCUGGUUCAGCAGGACACUCUGUGAACUGGAUAGCUGCUCAGAAAACCCUGUUUAUAUUUUAUCGAGUAACAGGGAGCUCAGGGUAGUCUGUUGUAUUUAUUUGCCUCUUGCCAAGCCCAGAGCUGCCUCAGGAGAGGAUGCCGACUGUCCUUGUCCAGAGUGCCUCUUUUGCAAAGUGAUAGGCUGUAGUGACAGGUGUUCCUUCUGUUCUUUUUUGCGGAUAACCUACCUCUUCCAUAAACCAAGGGAAAGAAGCUGCUUAGAACGUCUGUGUACAGUUCAAGUGCACAGUGAUUUCUGCGAUGCGCUUUGUGUUCAGACACCCUGAGGUUGCCAUGUAUGUCAGGUUUCCUCUUGGUUGCGUGGCCUGACAAGUAAGCUGGUUGCAGACAGAUGAUUAAAUAUGAAUUGAGCACACUCUGUAUGCCAUGGAUACGUGCUGGAGAAACUCGCAUCCCUCCGGACAGCGCAGGGCCCUCGACUCCCCUGAACCAAAUGACCAUCAGUACAUUUUCUAAUCUGUGCUUUCUGUGUGGGAACCCCUUCUCCCUCCUGCUAGGAGAAUGGGUGCAGUACCCCCAGAUACUGCCCUCUGAAUGUUUCUCAAUUUGUCAUUUGCCAAGAAUAACUGAGGAAUAAUGAUAUUUUAUCUUAAUUCUAAGAGGAAAACUUGGUUUGGGGUUUCUGUGUGUGUUUGGAUUGUCUGCAGCUGUCGUUGCUUCCUAGCGCAGCAGUACUGCAUUGGCACAGCCCUGGUUUCAUUCUUCCAAGGACAGAAGGAGCUUGGCUCCUGAACUGACCAGCUCUGGGCCCUGUACCUGACAGGAGUAACUCAUCACUUCUCACCAGAAUGGUGCGCUUGUGCACGGCCUGCUGGGUUUUGGAUUUGGGUUGGCCAAGAAUCUUGCCAGGGCUUUCAUCUAGGCCACCUGUUCUACAUGAAUUCUUGAGAAUGAAUUCCCAAGCAUUGUUUUUUGGACUCGUAUGAUAAAGAUUAUACACAAAACAAAAACAGAAGAACUUAAUUUUUAAAGAUGUGUUGCUUUAAAAGAAGCUUGAUAACAAGGGUGGGGGCGAAGAGGAUGCCACCUGGACUUGGAAACCUGUGGCUUUUUGCUCCUGGAGUCGGGGAGGGAGGGAGGACCAGGACGCUGUCCCACUUUGUCCUUUACCAGGACCCUCGCUCCCUCCUCCCCCAUGAUCUGCAACAAUGUGCCUUAUCGGCUGUGAGUUUACAGGCAAAGCAAGCUCCCAAAUAAAGGCUAUAAAUGCUC